This is a messenger RNA of Echinococcus granulosus, 648 nucleotides long. RefSeq names its product Ropporin-1-like protein. NCBI's taxonomy places the organism in Eukaryota, Metazoa, Platyhelminthes, Cestoda, Cyclophyllidea, Taeniidae. The coding region runs from base 1 to 648 and encodes 215 amino acids. The transcript has 5 exons. The record is from RefSeq and is a predicted model, not a curated record.
AUGCAAAUUUCUGAGGAGCCCUAUUAUUGUCACGAGCAAAUUGAAAUUCCACCGCUUUUGCCUGAUAUUCUAAAGCAGUUCACUAAGGCGGCUAUUCGAACGCAACCAAAGGACCCCCUUGUAUGGUCAUACGAGUACUUUAAGGCACUUGCACAUAACGAGGUCCCACCGGUUAAAGAGCGUCUAGAAAUGGCCAUUUCUUCGCAAAAAACUGACACAGGACUGACGCUCGGUCUUUUAAAGAUAUUGCACAACCAGCUUGGUGGCUUUCAACGUGUGAAUUUGUGUAAAAUUGAGGAGAAAUGGCUUGCAUUAGCACUGCCUUUAGAACGUCUUCAAGAAAUUUGGCGCAUCGGUAACUUCGGUGAUGAUGCUCGUUGGCUUCAUUUUUUUGCCCUAGCGGCCACUCAGGUUGCUCCUACUUUGGCAACCACAAUGAAACUACUUUGUGAAUUAUUAACUUCCGAUCCAGAGGGUGGUCAUGCGCGGAUUUCGUUCGAACUUUUUAGCGACCUCUACAGAUACCUCGCACAGAUUGAUGGGAAUGUCCCACUGGCGCACCAGGAACAGAUUCUCACCUACCUUGCUUUUGAUGUGCCCCUCAAGGUUCCACAUUGCUUGGGUAACCAAAAAUUGAUCGACUGUUAA